Triplophysa rosa is the source of this 1717-nucleotide messenger RNA. Its product is annotated as asialoglycoprotein receptor 2-like. The transcript has 9 exons. Lineage: Eukaryota; Metazoa; Chordata; Actinopteri; Cypriniformes; Nemacheilidae. The record is from RefSeq and is a predicted model, not a curated record. Bases 83 to 1240 code for a protein of 385 amino acids.
GUGGCCAAGGCCACCAUAAAUUAAUCUUUGGCCACCCCCCCGGCUUUUUUGCGGAACCAUUUCUGUACACAGUUGUUCCCAUAUGGACGCAUUUCAACAGCGCACCUCAAACAAGUACUGCACUUCCCAAACUGAAGGUGGCGGUAAUACACUCAACUUGAAUUUCAACCACAAACACAUUUACAGAAGAAGAAGUAGUGUUGUUGUUGUUCGCGUGUGCUCCGACGGAUUUUCUGCCGCGAGAGAAGAGGUCACAGGCAAAAUGAAGAUGAAAAUUACUUCCUACUACGUUAGUCAGUGUAGUAAGCCGAGUAACGAGAGGAGGGAGAGUGGCGUGGAGAGGGAGAUGCGGGAUGACAGUGAUGAGACAGAGUUAGACAUUGAAGGAGAGCGCUCACCUGUUGCUCUUCAUGGAAGUGAACAUACAGAUGAUCAACCUGCCAAUUCAGAUAGUGACAGUGAUGGUGGAGUAGAUCACCCAGAGUGUGCUCUGCAAAGUGGAUGUCAAGAGGGAAUGCAGGUAAAUCUCAUCGAUGGCCCUGAUCUGGAUUUCCAAGAUUGUAGGAAUAAUGCAGAGGUGCGAUAUUCAGUUUUGCAGACCCCACGUUGUGAUGGGAAGCGACCGUUUUGCCAAGAACCCUUUAAGGUGGCAACAGCAUGCCUAGUUGCCUUCUGCCUUCUCUUACUCGUGGUUCUGGUUGCCACGAAUGUGCACAAUAAGAGUUCAUCCUCCCGUUCUGCUGACGCUCACAUGCUGAAAACCUGCGCUAAUGUGACCGAAUUGACAUCAGAGUUGCAGGCUCUAAGAAAAGAGAAAAGUGAGCUGGAGAAAGAGAGGUCCCAACUGAAAGCCAUCAUCGCUGAGCUAGAAGCAUCCGCUUCCACUCCAGUUCAAGUGACAACACAAUCCACUCCCGGGCGAGUGACGGCGAGUGAUUCCUGCCCGUCUGACUGGCAUUACUUCAGCGGCAGCUGUUACUUUAUUUCUGAUGACAUCAAUAGCUGGUCAUACAGUCAGGCUUUCUGUAAGCAGAGAGGAGGACACCUGGCCAUCAUCCACACGCCUGAAGAACAGACUUUUAUUUGGGACCUGCUGCCACGUGGUCACUGGAAAGCUUACUGGAUUGGCAUAAGUGAUGAAAAGGUAGAAGAUGACUGGUACUGGGUGGAUGGAACCAAACUGGUUGGAGGUUUCUGGGAGGAUGGAGAGCCCAACAAUCAUAUGAAUGAAGACUGUUGAUACAUAGUGAAAACUGAGGUUUUAAGUCGUAAUGCUACAAAGAGCUGGUACGACGCCCCCUGCUAUAUGUCCCGCCGCUGGAUCUGUGAGAAGGAGACAGAUGCGUCUUCUUAAUCCUCCACCCCGCCAUCAUCAGCAACCAUCCUUCAUAAAUGUUUAGUUUGAGAGUAUUUUGGUUAAGAAAUGAAGCAGAAUGAAGAAGGAUUUCAGUCUUUGAUAUGACAUCACAGGAUCUUUGUCUAAAUGUAGGCUACCUUGAAGCUUUUUAACACUGCAUAUCAUGUUAACAUUACUGCAUAUUUUUUAGUCCCUUCAUUAAUGGCUUGCAUAGAAAUAUAAUGCACAUAUAAAUGAAGCAGACAAAUAUUUUUGUCGAUAUUUUGUCAGCGUAAAAUUAUGUUUUAUGUGAACAUAUUCUUGUCUGCACUGUUGUAUUCGUCUGUCUUUGAAUAUAAGUUUUGCAAAGAAAUAAAUGUG